GGAAAAUAGAAGUUCAAUGAAUGGGAGGAGUUGGUCUGGGUUUCCAUGGAGAUGCGUCUCUUAGUAGCAUGCCUCCAUUCACGACAGCAGCCAGCACCUGAUUUCAAGCUUCACCAUGGGAAGAAGCAAGUAGCUUGAAAAGUUUACCGUUUUAGAAAAUAUCUUUGACAGUCUAAUCACAUACUGGCUGUUGAAACGAUUUAGACACGCUAAACUUGCUUCUGCUCUUGACUAUGCGUUUUCUGUCCGGAUGUAGGCUACAGAAGAAAUCUUUUCUAAACACUGCAAGUUUUGUCGUAGCUUAGCUGUCGUUUGACGCGUUUGCAAGCCUUGUUUGGCACGGCAUUACUUUUUUUUUGCUCUAUCCAGCAACCAAGUGGAUAGCCUAUAGGCCUAUGGCUACUUUAAACAAACAUGAUAUUGGUCAAGGAAUAGGAGAUGGUGAGGUUCUCCCACCUAAAAACAAGUUUUCGCGAAAUAAGAAUGCAUCGAUGAAGCAAGCACCUCACUCAGAUAAUAACGAGAAAAUCACACCAGACAAAAACAAAUGCAAGAAGAAGAAAAAGAAAGAAAAAACGUCGGACAGUGACAAAAAGAAAGCAAACAAGUCCAAUCGUGGAACACAUAAAGAAGACGAUUCCAGCAGCCCUCCGAAUUCUGAAGAUACAGAUAAACAGCCACCUGAUGCCAAGUCCAGCUCCUCUCUGCCUAAAGGAGGCCAGACCAAAAGCAAGACCAGCAAGAGGAGCAAAAAGCUGAAAAAGUCUGUCUCGAACCAAGAGACAGCCCUUGCCCCUUCCGCUGAGAAGACCAAAGCAGAGGUCAGCACAGAGUCCCUUGAGAGCUUGAGGUGGGAAGGAGUCCUGGAUGACCCUCAGGCAGAGGCUGAGAGGCUGGAGGUGUAUAAAGCCAACCGUCGCAAGCGCUAUUUAGCAGCGCGGAAACUACAUCUUGGACAGACAGCUGUCACUCAAACCUCCCAAGUAAGGUGAACUGCAAAGAUCAGGGGUCUUGGCUACUUGACGUCUGUGAAUUUACCGGCUACCUCUCCCCCAUAACACAAUCUUAAGAACUGGAAAAAAAACUGCCACACUAUGCUUCUAAGAGUUUGUUAAUGUAUUGUUGGUUGUCUGGACAUUAUGAUAAUUAAAGGCAUACUCAGGGACUGUGAGUACCAAAAUGUUAUGAACAAAA
This is a messenger RNA of Alosa sapidissima (American shad), 1194 nucleotides long. RefSeq names its product chromosome 5 C17orf97 homolog (gene c5h17orf97). Lineage: Eukaryota; Metazoa; Chordata; Actinopteri; Clupeiformes; Clupeidae. The transcript is spliced from 2 exons. The coding region runs from base 396 to 992 and encodes 198 amino acids. Gene Ontology annotation, biological process: protein arginylation. The record is from RefSeq and is a predicted model, not a curated record.